Messenger RNA from Anopheles cruzii, 1527 nucleotides. RefSeq names its product AT-rich interactive domain-containing protein 1B-like. Lineage: Eukaryota; Metazoa; Arthropoda; Insecta; Diptera; Culicidae. The record is from RefSeq and is a predicted model, not a curated record. The transcript is spliced from 2 exons. Bases 1 to 1527 code for a protein of 508 amino acids.
AUGAAGCGUCCGCCCGUACCGCAGCCCCAGCCGCAGCCUCCGCCACCUUCCCUUCCCUCCUCGCAGCAGCCGUCAUCGAUGGUCGGCGGCGCCCCGGCCACGGGCCUCGUCGGGGUGGACGAAGCCCUCUCGGUGCUGAUGGCCGGCCGGGCAUCCGCCUCGGCGGCGGCCGGUGCCGCCACCCCCGGCAGUGCUGCGGCAGCCGCAGCCGCAGCAGCCGCCGGCAAUGGGGGCGGCCCCCAGACACCCGAUGGCCAGUCCCUCUACAGCCACCUGUACGGCAAGGAGAUGGGCCUGAUGCGUAAACUGUCCUCGAUCGACGAAUACUCGGCGGUGGCCGCGGCUGCCGCUGCUGGCCAUCCACCGAAUGCGGCCUCCUCGGCCGCCCUGCGCAACUAUCAACAGCUGCUCCAAUCGGAAGGUGUCCUGUCGUCGCUCCACCAUCAGCAACAGUUGCACGGUCAGCAGCAGCACCAACAGCACGGUCAGCAACAGCAUCCCCAUCAUCAUCAGCAGCAGCAUCAGCAUCACCAUGCCCAUCACAAUCACCUUGCUGCUGGUGGUGGAGCCGGAGGUUCGAAUUAUAAUUCCACUGGCGGCCAAGGGCUUCACGCCAAAUACGGUGGAGGCAACGGUGGGGUCACUCCGUUCAACGGUUACCCGCAGGCUGGUGGCGGUGGAUUGCUGAAGCCUUGCUACGACUACGGAGCACCGGCAGCCGCGCAGCACCAGCAGCAGCAGCAGAUGCAACCCCCGAACGCACCGCCCAAUGGCGCGCAGAUUAAAAAGGAACUCUCCUUCGGCGACCUCUACACGCCACCGCUGACGCCGUCGUCGAUCGGAAGCGGUGGAAGUUCGGCCGGAGGCAAUUCGCAGCCGUCGACGGCUGCUGCUACCACCACCACUCCGACGGUCGUAUCGACGGCCCUCGCCUUCAUGAACAAUCUGCAUGCGACCGGCUACGGUGAUGCGGCCAACAGCGCCGCGGAUGGCAACAGUUGUAUGCGCGGGACGAAGCAAGCGCCGGGGACGGCGGAUCCGACGGCCGCUGCCAUGCUGUCGAUGGCCCGUGGAAGCUCAAUUAUGAAUAGUCUGGCCAACGGUGCCGGGGUCAACAGCAGCAGCAAGCACGAACCAAACAGUGGCGUUGACGCGGGCGGUGAUCCUUCGGCGGGCGGCCACCUCCAUCACCAUCAGUCGCUUGGACACAACCAUCAACAUCACCACCAGCACCACCACCAUCAGCAGCAGCAGCAGCAACAUAUGCACAGUCACCAAAUGCAACUGCAGCCGCACCUUCACCCGCAUCACCCCAGCCUUAAUCCCGGCGCGUCGAUCACAAGCGUCGUGAGCGCGAGCACCACGACCGCCAACGGGACGGCCCCCGGAGGUGGCGGAUCGUCCGCGGUGAACGAUCCCGACGAACCGGACAAGCUGUCGUCGCCGCUGACCGGCACCUCGACGCUCACGUCCGAGCUGCACGAUCACGACAACGACAGCAACGAGGACGGGUACACGAUCCUCUAA